UGUCUAGUGCACAUUCUGGAGCAGAGGGUGGCGGUAAUGCGCCAUUAAGCUGGAUGCCAACCUGCCGACCGCCGUAAAACAAGAUACAGACAGACAGACGCCCCGGCACUCCAGAGCGGAGAUAUUUCUGACGUGAGCCGCUGGGCAGGAAGUCACCACGGCCCCGGCAUUUUCCUGGCGUCCCCGCCACCCCGCCCCGUCUCUCUACCGGCGCUCCCUCCGGGCCGGACGAGGAGUCCAGUGAAAAGGAACCGGGAUGGACGGCCCGGAAUCUGCGGCUAGCGAGCGGAAGGUCGACAUCUACCGAGACACGUGGGUCCGCUUCCUUGGAUAUGCUAAUGAAGUUGGUGAAGCAUUCCGGGCACUGGUACCUGUAGGUCUGGUCUGGGCCAGUUAUGGAAUAUCAACUGCAUAUGUGACAGCUGAUGCAGUGGACAAGGGAAAGAAAGCAGCUGCCGCUCACGGAGACAGGCCUGGGAGAACUGUGAAGGUCGGCGCGGCGGUCGUGGACACCUUCAUCUGGCAGGCUUUGGCGUCAGUUGCGAUUCCAGGUUUCACCAUCAAUCGACUGUGUGCAGCUUCCCUUUUCCUCCUGGGGAAAACUACAAGGUGGCCACUGCCUGUGAGGAAGUGGACAACCACGGCUAUUGGGCUGUCUGCCAUUCCGGUUAUUAUAACUCCCAUUGAUAGGUCAGUAGAUUUUCUUUUGGAUUCUACAUUACGAAAGUUGUAUGGAACGGAAGAACACAAGCCAUAACCAAAGGCAACUGGAACUUUUGCCGUGGGCCAAUUUUAACAGCGAGAUUCGUAUACACGGUAGCUUUAGGUAACAUUACAAGGCAUUGAUUCCUGUUCUCCAACUCUGGAGACUUGUAUUUUUUCCAAUCAAAUGAGUAUGAGGUGAUUUAUAAUAGAGAUCCGGGUGCUUGAUACAUUAUUGAAGUCUGUUGCCAAAGUAUAGAAUUAUGUGCCUUUCUAUAUAUAAUAUUAUAACUUUGCCUCUAAUGAAUAUAUUAUAUAUGCUAUAUAUAAUAUAUUCAUGAAAAGAUGAUUUUUUAAAAUAGAUAAUUGAACAGGAAGAGCUCUUCUAUUUAAAAGAUACUCUGUUUAUAUAGCAAUUAAAAUAACAAAUGUACAGAUUUGGUUACUUUUAACCAUCUAAGCACAAUUGCCAGAGUUUUGUUGAAUUCGCCACAUAUCCGUUUUAAAGUUUUAUACAGUCUCUUGUCUGACACCAGGGGCAGGGGCCCAUCUGAGCUGCUAGUCACGAGUGCGAGUGUGGAUCAAAACUCCAAUGUUAAUAAAAAUGGAAGCAGUUAGGGCUGUAUGAUUUAACACUGUGCAAAGCAACCUGCUGAAACAAUUGUAUCUACAUUAUGCUUUCAAACCUAUUAAUGGGGGAAACACUGUAUCAGCUUUCACAAAAGACAACUAGUAUCUUGUACCAUUCUCAUUAGCUACUCCAUUCCUUUUAAGCAAUUCACAGACUCAGUGACCUCUAAAUGGUAUCUUAACUUGCACAAGUUAUGAUCUAUAAAGUAUGCUUCCAACUGUACUUUAUCUUAAAGGUGCACAAUUUAAUGUGUUAAAGAGAAAAUAAACACAACAGCAUGCCACAAUUGUGUUGUAAAUCUGAACUGCUCAUAAUCGCAAUUUGUCCACUGUACAGUAUGAACUACUUUGGCCUUUAUACCUCAAUAAAGUUGGAAGAAACGUAACUCUUGUAGCGCCUGGAGAUGAUUGGAGAAGUCUGCUCUGUAACAGCAUCCCUCCUUGGAGAAACCAGACAUAGAUCUGAGCGUCACAAAGUGCUUAUAAGCAGUUGGAAUAAAAAAUAUAGUUAGCGUCCAAUAUAUUAACAAACCAAAGAUUGAUUCAAACUUUCAAGAGAUGACAACAUCUGUCCAAUUCAGUUAAGAAAAUGUCACUUUCUCAUCAUGGGUAUUUUGUUAACUAUCAACUUGUAUUAACUUCUCUUAGCUAAGUUUAGACCUUAAGAUUUAGGAGUAGAGUUAGACCAUUCAGCCCAUCGAGUCUGCUCCGCCAUUCCAUCAUGGCUGAUAUAUUAUCCCUCUCAACCCCAUUCUCCUGCCUUCUCCCCAUAACCUUUGAUGCCCUGACUAAUUGUGAACCUAUCAACCUCAGCGUUAAAUAUACAAUGACUUGGCAAUGCGUUCCACAGAUUCACCACCGGCUGCCUAAGGAAUUCCUCCUCGUCUCGGUUCUAAAUGGGUGCCCCUCUAUUCUGAGUCCUAGACUCCCCCGCUAUAGGGAACAUCCUCUCCACAUCCACACUGUCUAGGGCUUUCAAUAUUCAAUAGGUCUCAGUGAGAUCUUCCCCUCAUUCUUUUAAACUCCAGAGGGUACAGGCCCAGACCAUCAAACACUCCUCAUACACUAACCCUGUCAUUCCUGGAAUCAUUUCCGUGAACUCCCUCUGGAUCCGCUCCAAUGGCAGCACAUCUUUUCUCUGAUAAAAUGCCCAAAGCUGCUCACAAUACUCCGUGUAGUCUAACCAAUGCCUUAUAAAGCCUGUAGAGUUUUGUCUUAGUCUUAGUGUAAAUGUAUAUUAGUUUCUUAGUCAAAUCAAUAUCCUUGUCUAAUAUCAUUUGAGAAAGAUGGUUUUGAUGAACUCCUCAUCUUAAAGUCAUUUACCCACAAGAUCAUAAAGUUAACAUUUCUAAGUGUAUUUCAUUGGAAGGGCUUUAUUCCCUUGGUUUGAAUGUUAUUGCUUUGGAGAUAGACAAAUUCUUAGGUAGUGCCAAAGAAACCAGGUGUUUUAUUAGCAGCGUAGUGUGCUGAACAAUUACCCUAAGAAGGAAUUUUGUUUCCGAACAAUAAUACCUUGGAAAGCCUGUUAGGCUCAGAAGUUUAUCAGCUUAAUAAAAUUAGGCACAUCAGAAGACAACACUUUUUGUUUCAGAACAGAGCCGAAUUCUUGAGUUUCAGACUGUGUUACUUUUCUAGACAGCUAUAUUUCAUGAAAAGGAUUCAGACAGGACUCCCUCUAUGUCAGGCUUUAAUGAACAGAUGUGUCGGUUCAUCAUACAAAUGUAAACAAAAAUGCUGUCUGGAAAAAGCCAGCAGUUGAAGUCAAAACAUUCAGUGCUUGUCUUUAUCUGUGACUUCCCACUGACUAUAAAGUAGAACUUUGUCUUCUGUUCAGCUAAAUUGUCAAAAUGGGAGAUUGUAUGUCUGUACCUGAACUUCAGACACAACUUGAUAUUAAAACCUUGAACACCUAUAGCUGCUGUUAUGAUUGUACUGCAAGUAGAAUUACA
Messenger RNA from Mobula hypostoma (lesser devil ray), 3281 nucleotides. It is a transcript of the gene mtfp1, whose product is annotated as mitochondrial fission process 1. Gene Ontology annotation, biological process: mitochondrial fission. Gene Ontology annotation, cellular component: mitochondrion. NCBI's taxonomy places the organism in Eukaryota, Metazoa, Chordata, Chondrichthyes, Myliobatiformes, Myliobatidae. The transcript is spliced from 4 exons. The coding region runs from base 257 to 757 and encodes 166 amino acids. The record is from RefSeq and is a predicted model, not a curated record.